CUUCCUCCUCCUUUCCUUUUUUUUUUGCAAGUACCUGAGCGGUUUUUCCAUUGAUUUCUUUCUUGAUCUCCAAGCCCAAACGUGUCUCCCUUUUUAUUUUUCUGUGUUUCAAGAGCGUCAUCGCUGACCAAUCUGUGCCUUUUCAUUGACCACUUUGCCCCUUGAUACGUGGCUUCCUUUUCCUCAUGCACUUGGUGAUAUCUGUUGCUUCUAAACAUGGUCCAAGCAUCGGGCUUUCUUUUCACUUUGCUUCUCCGCUGUGCCCUCAUCCUAUAAUUACAUGUGACAGGUCUUGAUCUUCCCCAUACACAAAGCGGGAUAGAGCCAUGGAUCAUGAGAUGGAGCUCAAGGGGUGUUUUCGCCGGAUCAAGAGCUGCGCUGUUGAACUCUUCUCGACAAUGGAGGAGGACCUGGAGAUCGACGACGAGGACUCAUGGGACCUUGUGGGGAGGGACAUCCGGCUGAAGGCCACCUUCCUGUACAUUGACCUCAGCCGUGUGAUCGCCUGCUGCGAGGGCGAAGAGCACAAGAAGGCACUCAACGUCCUCGCCAACCGGUUCUUCUACUCCAUGGAUGAGCUGGGCGACGCGGUGGAGAGCAGGAGCCUCCCCCUGACGCAGGUGCGCUACAGCGACACGGCCGACGCGCUCCGCGAGGUGGUCGCCGUCCUCGCGCCGUCCCUGCAGCUCGGCCCCUGCGGCGAUCCGGAGGAAUAGAGAAACCAUGUCAGGUGCGAACGCGUUGCCGCGUCGUGACGCGGGCGAGGCGCUGGAUCAGCGGAUCUUCAUUCCAAUGAUAGGAUAGCUUGGCAUCUUCUCUAGAAGGAAAGGAAGGAUGGGAUGAGAGCCAGCCAGGAGCCCAGUGCGGCUUUGAUAUGUGGCAUGCGAUCACCUGUGUGGCUGUGUACAUAUCUUUGGAUUGGGCUGUUAGCGUCUUCUCGCUUCCGUUU
Messenger RNA from Setaria italica (foxtail millet), 949 nucleotides. RefSeq lists its product as uncharacterized. Lineage: Eukaryota; Viridiplantae; Streptophyta; Magnoliopsida; Poales; Poaceae. Gene Ontology annotation, molecular function: calcium ion binding. Gene Ontology annotation, cellular component: photosystem II; extrinsic component of membrane; chloroplast. Gene Ontology annotation, biological process: photosynthesis; photosynthetic electron transport chain. The coding region runs from base 327 to 716 and encodes 129 amino acids. The transcript is spliced from 2 exons. The record is from RefSeq and is a predicted model, not a curated record.